CCGCACGUGAUGCUGUGAUGCGAGCUAGGCGCAUGCAGGCUAGGCGUGGCCACAGAUCUGAUUCGUAUUCUGAUCUGAUUUGCAGCUCAGCAGUCAGCAGACCGAGAGGGAUGAUGUUAUCCUCUUUUGCAAGAAUAUAUCUUAUUGGACUGCUAAUGCUAACAAAAUUCUGUUUAUCUAUUUAUACAGUUCAACCUGUGUCGCUGAAUACAACUUUGAAUUCAACAGUGACCUUCACAUGUAAAGCAAAUAGAUCUACUGCGUACCUUAUUUACUUUUAUGUUGGGUUUAUUUCUGCAAAUGAAGAUAGCAUUGUUAAAAGAGGAUUUACACAAGAAAGUCAGUAUACUGUUAAUGAAACCUUGCAAAGAACAUUAUCUGUUUGGGCACAAGAAACUAAUAACAAUACAAACAUAUCAUGUGGUACUGCCCCUGGCGAUGUUAGAAGUACCAUUGCUGUACUAAAAAUACAAGGUCUGUUAGCUAGUGUCAGUGAUUUAACAGUUACCUUUAUCAAUGGAUCUAGUGUACUAUUGUCAUGGACAACACCUUAUACACUGGAUAAUGUACCUAUUACUCGAUAUUACAUUGAUGAUGGUUCUAUGAACUAUAUCACUAAUGGUACUACUUCCUUUGUAGUAUCAAGCAUUGAUCCUGACCCUUGUACUUUAGCUAAUGUAUCAGUUUCUGCUCGUAAUGAAGCUGGAAUAGGUCAACCAGCAUAUAUCAGUUUUUAUUAUAAAAGAGUUCCUCUUAUAACUCCUACAGUAUUAGUAAUGCUACUAUGGAAUAAAACAAUGAUAAAUUUUAGCAUGAAGGUUGAAAAAUUAUGUAUUGGAGAGUAUCCUAAUAAUAUAACAUUUCAUGUAUUUAGAACAGAUAGUACAGUAGUGUACAGCAACAGUAUAUCACCAGAAAUUAAUGAACAAAUGAUGGUUAUGACAGGACAUAGUCCACUAGUAUUGCCUGAUAUUUCUACUGUUUUUAUUAUUAAUGUUUCAUUGAGUAACGAAGGAGGUGAAUUUAAUAAUGUAUUGUCUUUUGGGUUUGCUAAUGGUAUGACAUUAAUGUGUUGGUGCUUCUUAUUCUCUCAUAUGCAUGUAGGACCAGUUACUAAUAUUAGAUCAGUAAUAUAUAACUGCACUAACAUGACAAUAUCUUGGGAUAGUCCUAAUGGUACAAAUUAUAUGGAUUAUUACAGAUUGGAAAUAUAUGAUAACAGCAAUGAUCAGUUGGUGCACAGUGCUAUGGUUCACGGCACAAGUUAUCUGUUUGAAGUUGAUCGUUUAAUUUAUAAAUUUAUUAUAACUGGAGUCAAUGAAAUCGGAGAAGGAAUGUCAGAAACUUCAAUCAUUUCCUUGCAAAAAAUUCCUAAAUCACCUCAAGCAGUUUGUACUAUACUGAACCGUACAAAUGAUUACGUCUAUUAUCUGGUUGAUAUUUUAAGUACAAUGGACUGCAUACUUGAAGCUCCUGAUAAUAUUAUUAUCCACGUAUUGUGUAAAGAAAUUGGUACAGUAUUUAGUAGAAUAUAUCAAGCAGAACACUCCAAUGUCACUGAAUUUGUAUUUUCAGUACCCCAGUACCAAAAAGAAUGUAAUCUCACUAUUUUGUUGAGUAACAAUGCUGGUCGUAGUGAUCCAUUUAUUAUACGAUUAGAUACAACUUCUCCUGCAACAGCAAAUUUUAUACAAUCGCCUACUAUAAUAUCAACCUCUACAAAUUCUACUACAAGCAUUGUUAUUACAGUAGUAAUGGUAUCAGUUUGCACAGUUAUUAUGCUGCUAAUAGUAUGCUUUAGUGUACUAGUGAUCAUCAUUAUCUAUAUGAAGAGGAGAAGCAAAACCGCUAACAUAGUUUCAGUCCCUAAUCCAGCAUAUGAUGAUAUUGAUAAGUUUAAAACAAACAUCAGCAUCAAUCCAGCAUAUGGUGAAGUAAAAACUGAUACAAGACAAAAUGUUAUAUAUGAUGAAAUAAUUUUGUGACUUAUUCAUUUUGAUUUGUGUGAUCAGUAUCAUUUAUUGUAGUUUCAGGUACAUAAUAA
Amphimedon queenslandica is the source of this 2044-nucleotide messenger RNA. RefSeq lists its product as uncharacterized. The record is from RefSeq and is a predicted model, not a curated record. The transcript is spliced from 9 exons. NCBI's taxonomy places the organism in Eukaryota, Metazoa, Porifera, Demospongiae, Haplosclerida, Niphatidae. Gene Ontology annotation, molecular function: protein binding. The coding region runs from base 18 to 1985 and encodes 655 amino acids.